Messenger RNA from Gambusia affinis (western mosquitofish), 2555 nucleotides. It is a transcript of the gene klhl42, whose product is annotated as kelch-like family, member 42. NCBI's taxonomy places the organism in Eukaryota, Metazoa, Chordata, Actinopteri, Cyprinodontiformes, Poeciliidae. The record is from RefSeq and is a predicted model, not a curated record. The coding region runs from base 1143 to 2555 and encodes 470 amino acids. The transcript has 3 exons. Gene Ontology annotation, molecular function: protein binding.
AGAGCAGGAAGGAAAAGAUUUGUACUUUUCUUUCCUAAAAUCAUAAUAUAUAAAGGAUAUAAAGGAAUGGCAACGCCUCCUCUGGCGGCAACAAUGCAUUUUAUUUUGAGUUGGAUUUAAAAUUCAUAAGAGAAACAUGACUGAGAAUCACCACAAUCACGGUGAAGAGCUUUUAUUUUUAUUUUGAAGCACAACUUCCUGCCACAAGCUGGUUAAUUUGUGGAAGCUUUUCUUCAUCUCGUUGUUAAACCUUUUAAAUCCCCAGGCUGACGCCACCGUUGUGAUACAAGCAUUAUCUUGACUGACAGCAGGAGGAGCCGAGUUGAUUUUAACCCUGAAGGAACUGUGAUAAACACACUGGUAUAUGUCAAUUUUCUUCAUAGCUAACAACGUAGCACAGUAUGUCACUCAAUUAAAUCCCAUUGUUGUUGUGGAAAAUUGAAAAGAAAAUAAAUUAAGUGAGAUUCAUGAUGUAAUCAUGUAAAAUGUAGUUCUCUUUUGUCAACUUCACUUAUUCUUUUAACACAUUAUUACCAUUAUAUUUUAGUAACACAAACUCUCACGUAGAAUCAAACUGAACUUAAAUAACUUGAAAUGUAUUGUGUUGCUUUGCCAAACAUUUUUUAAAUCUAUUCCAUUAUUUUUAGGUUUUAUGAUGCAACAAAGCACUUUUUAAAUCACUGCGCGUCAAUUUGCAAAUGAACUGCUAUUCCAAAACAUAUCGGUAGGUGGCAUCAGCGCACAUGCACCGCCAGAGAUAGCAACCAAAACACUAACGAGGAAGUAAAGAAUCAAAACAGUUAGGGUCUUUGGCAGUUUUUCCCCGAGAUGGGGCUCAUGAAAUUUGGAAGAAAAAUAAAUUUAAAUGUCUGAAAUACUGUAUAAUACAUCGCAAAUAUUUUUACGGUCUUGAUACACUUUUUGAGGAGUAUCGACGAAUGUUAAACUGAGGAAAAGGCAGUUGUUGCUGUUUUACUUCUUAGCCGGUUAGCUUCCCCGUUAGCUGGUUAGCUUUCCAGGCUCGGGAGCAGCUCCAUGGGAAACUAUGGGAUGAACAUGACCAUAUAUAGACCGGACACGGAGCUACCCCGCCGGUGAACUGUAAACUCAUCCUGGAGGCUGACAAACAGCAGGGGCUAAACAUGUCAGCGGACCAGGUUAUAGCCAUCGUGGUGGACGACAAGAUCUACGAGGUGAAUAAAAAGAAGCUGAUCGAGAAAAGCGACUACUUCCGAGCGCUCUACAGCUCCGGGAUGAGGGAGUCCACAGAGGACUCGGUCCAGCUGCAAGGGCUCAGCGUCCCGGGCCUGGAGCUGGUCCUGGAGUUUAUAAACACCUCCAAAGUUCAGGUGGUCAACGAGACCCUGGAGGAUCUGAUCGAGACUGCCUCCUUCCUGCAGGUCACCUCCAUCCUGAAGCUGCUGAGCUCGGAGAUCCGGCCGGAAAACUGUGUGGAGCUGUACAGCCUGUCUGAAGUGUACGGAAUCCACGAUCUGAGGACCGCCUGCCUCAAGUACAUGAGCUGCCACUACCACCCCAUGCUGCGGCGGCCGGAGUUCGGCAGCCUGCCCCCGGCUGUGAGGGACCAGCUCCGGGAGAUGCGCAUGAAGGGCACCGCCACGCUGGUGGUCAUCGGAGACUUCACCUGUCUGUCCUUGGAUGUGCCGGAUCAGGACGAGCCCUGGUCCAUGCUCAGGUACGGGGAGAUGGAGCAGCGCUGGAAGCCGCUGGUCAACAACCUGCCGCCAGACAUGAUCAACGUCAGAGGCUACGGCUCCGCAGUCCUGGAUAACUACCUGUUCAUUGCGGGAGGCUACCGGAUGACGAGCCAGGAGAUUUCUGCGGUGCAUUGCUACAACCCCUGCAGGAACGAGUGGAACCAGGUGGCUCCUCUCAACCAGAAGAGGUCCAACUUCAAGCUGCUGGCUGUCCAGGGGAAGCUGUACGCUGUGGGAGGUCAGUGUCUGGGUACAGUGGAAUGUUACGGCCCAGAGCAGGACUGGUGGACCUGUGUGUCCUCCAUGCCUGAUCCUCUGGCUGAGUUCUCAGCCUGUGAGUGUCAGGGAAUGAUCUACGUUAUGGGUGGAUACACCGCAAGAGACAGAAACACCAAUGUGCUUCGCUACUGCCCCACCUCCGACUCCUGGUCGGUGUUCCAGACGUGUCCGGUUCACAUCCGUAAGCAGCAGAUGCUCUCGGUGGAGGACACCAUCUACCUGGUGGGCGGCUACACCCACCAACUGGAGGCGGGGCGGCGGCAGCGGCGGCCCAGCCAGACGGAGGACGUCCUGUCGGUUCAGUCAUACAACGUGUCGACAGGGGAGUGGAUCCAGCUGAAGGAGAACACGUCCAAGUCGGGUUUGAACCUCACCUGCACGCUGCACAAUGAUGGCGUCUACAUCAUGAGCCGCGACAUUGGGCUGCCCACCAGCCUGGACCACCGCGUCUUCCUCAAAUACAACAUAUUCUCUGACGCCUGGGAGGCCAUCAGGCGCUUCCCGGCUCUGGGUCAGAACAUGCUGCUGUGUUCGCUUUACCUCCCCAACACGCUAUGA